Molecule: messenger RNA, 1830 nt
Organism: Penaeus monodon (black tiger shrimp)
Lineage: Eukaryota; Metazoa; Arthropoda; Malacostraca; Decapoda; Penaeidae
Product: organic cation transporter protein-like
Biological process (GO): transmembrane transport
Cellular component (GO): membrane
Molecular function (GO): transmembrane transporter activity
Source: RefSeq, a predicted model, not a curated record
GCCACCGAGGAAGACCUAGCAGUUCAAUGGAGUGAGAUUUGCCAAGCAACAUUAAGAAGGAAGUCCUCUGUUACGCGAUGAAACGACUGAUGUUCGAACCGCAAAGGGACAAUCACCGCGUUCGAAUCAUCUCGACCUCGCAGUGUGGACCGGGACCCCGGGGUGGUGACACUGGAAUCAUGAGCCAGCUGGACGAUCUUCUCACCCAGCUGGGGACCGGCAGGUGGAGCAUCCUGCAUAUCCUGCUCUUCUGCUACUGGUUCUCGCUCCUCUCCUACCACACACUCGGGGGGGUUUUCCUAGCUCCCAAGAUCGACUUCACUUGGCUUAUUUCGAGGAGGACUCGAGCACAGGCUUCGAGGAGGAGCGGCCGUGCACCGAGUGGGACUUCGACAACUCGACCUUCAGCUCCACCGUGACGUCAGAGUUCGGCCUCGUGUGUGAGAAGGAGUACUUACGGGCCACCUACCAAAGCAUCUACAUGUUAGGGAUCUUCGUGGGCGCUCCUCUCAAUGGUAUGAUGGCAGACAGAUUCGGAAGGCUUCCCAUGGUGUCCGUGAGCUCAAUCAUCUACACAGUUAUAGCUAUCGGAUCUUGCUUUCUCUACUCACUACCACUCCUGCUUGGCGCUAGGUUCCUGCUUGGCGUCAUGCAUCCGACGUCCCUCCAGACAGGCUACAUCCUCGUGCUGGAGAUGGCGGAGCCCAGGUGGCGAUCUGCCCUGGGCGUGGGUAUGUUCCUGCCGUGGGCCGUCGGUACAGUGGCCUGGGGGGGCUUCGCGUACCUGGUGAGGGACUGGCGUUGGCUGCAGCUCACCGUGUCCCUGCCGUGCCUGCUCUUCCUGCCGGCGCUCUUUUUCCUGGACGAGUCACCGCGCUGGCUGGCGGUGGAGGGGCGGCAGGCGAAGGCCCUCGACAUCCUGAAGAAGGCGGCCAAGAUGAAUCGGGUGAAACUGCAGUCCGACGAGAAGAUCCUCAGUAUUCUGAAGGACGAUCAGAAAAAGGAAGUCCAAGAAAAACCUACUCAUGACAGCUAUAAAGACAAAGUUAAAGAAUAUUUUGAAGCAUCUUUUAUUCUCUUCAGGACACCCCGCCUGCGAACCAUCACCACCGUCAUGUACAUCGACUACCUGGUGACGGGCCUGGUGUACUUCGGCCUCUCCCUCAGCGGCGGUAAUUUCAGCACCGACCCCUUCCUCUACAUGGCACUCUCGGGGCUCAUGGAGGUGCCAGGCAACACCGUCAUCAUCCCCAUCAUCACGCGCUUCGCCAGGAAAACGCUCAAUAUAUUCUUCUUCGUGAUAAGCGGCGCCGCACUCCUGGCGCUGCCCUUCAUCCCGACAGACCACGCCUGGGCCGCGGUGACCCUGGCGAUGGUGGGCAAGAUGAGCAUCACCUUCACCUUCAACAUCCUCUUCCUAUUCGCCUCCGAGGUGUUCCCGACGGAGGUCCGUUCGCGGGGCAUGGGCACCUCCCUCAUGAUGUCCCGCAUUGGUGCCAUGGUCGCGCCCUUCGUCACGGAGUCCCUGGGUUCCAUCUACUCCUGGGCUCCUACUGUAGUCUUUGGCGCGGCUUCUGUGGCCGCUGGACUGGCAACGCUGGCACUUCCCGAGACGCAAGGUGUGGCACUCCCUGACACCAUCAGUCGCUUCGAGGCCAGAUCAAGCGAAAAGGAAGUGAAAGAAGACCCCAGAGAUCCUGCAGGAGGCAUAGCAGGAGGGAGCGAAGAGGAAGACCCAGUAACCAAUUCUGUUGUAUAGGAUAUCUCUAAGCAAAGCGAUUACCCUUCUCUACAACCCUGAUAUAUGAUACUUUUCCAAGCUUAUAAUUA